AUGACAACUAGUGUUGCGCAAACAUCAGAAAGUAAGCCCGGAAAUGGGCCCAGCACUUCUGAUAUGCAGUAUUACUACCAGUAUUUGUAUCCUUUCAAGCCAAUUUUUACGUGGCUUAAUCACUCGCCAAAGCCGGGACGCGAUAUGAUCAAUAGGGAGCUGGCUAUGGCGUUCCGCUCGGGUGCAUAUAAGCGUUACAAUUCAUUUGACAGUGUACAAGAAUUCAAGAACCAAAUUCAGCGCGCAAACCCUGACAGGUUUGAGAUUGGUGCAAUCUAUAACAAACCGCCUCGAAACAUGGACUCAAUUUUGAAAGCUGAAAUGAAGCCGCUUGAAAAGGAAGUUGUCUUCGAUAUUGAUAUGGAUGACUAUGAUUCUUACAGAACUUGUUGCUCAGGCGCUAGUGUGUGCUCUAAGUGCUGGAAAUUUAUAUCCCUGGCUAUGAAAGUGAUAAACGUCGCACUAGUGGAGGAUUUUGGAUAUGAAGACUUUAUUUGGGUAUUCUCAGGAAGGCGUGGUGCUCAUUGUUGGGUCAGCGACAAGAGAUCCCGUCUUCUGAGUGACAUUCAACGUAGAAGUGUUUUGGAUUACAUGAACGUUGUGAGAGAACGCAACCUUGACAAAAGACUAAAUUUGAAGCGUCCUUAUCACCCGCACUUGACGCGCUCUCUCGAUAUACUUAAGCCAUACUUCGUCGAGAUAAUCUUAAGAGAACAAGAUCCGUGGAGGGACGACGAUAUGGCAUUCGGGAGCUUACUUACAGGUCUUCACGACAAAAACUUAAUUGAAGUCCUUAAGAGGUACUGGAAAUCGAAUCCUCGACGCUCUAGCGAGCAAAAGUGGAGCGAUAUCGAUGCAUUGGCAGCGUCACAGUUAAAACAUCCUUCAUCUUCAAAGAAAACUGAUUUUUUUAACAAGCUCCAUGAAUGUAAAGAAGAUCUUGUUUUAGCCACUUUGUACCCAAAGCUUGACGUGGAGGUCACUAAACAAACUAUUCAUUUAUUGAAAGCACCAUUCUGUAUACAUCCCGCGACAGGGAAUGUGUGUGUUCCUAUAAAUGAAACCUUUAUACCAUCAAAUGCACCAAAGCUAAUUGAGCUUCAACGAGAAAUGGAAGCUAAUGGCAACAAAGUUGAGAACACAUCAUUGCAACCCUUUUUGGAUCAAUUUCAGCAGUUUGUCAAUCAGGUUACUAGAAAGGAAUUAGCAUCAGCCAAAAGGGAAAGAGAAGACGACGUCGACAGCCAGUUCUGA
This is a messenger RNA of Lachancea thermotolerans CBS 6340, 1254 nucleotides long. RefSeq names its product DNA primase subunit PRI1 (gene PRI1). The record is from RefSeq and is a predicted model, not a curated record. The transcript has a single exon. NCBI's taxonomy places the organism in Eukaryota, Fungi, Ascomycota, Saccharomycetes, Saccharomycetales, Saccharomycetaceae. Gene Ontology annotation, biological process: DNA replication, synthesis of primer. Gene Ontology annotation, cellular component: alpha DNA polymerase:primase complex. The coding region runs from base 1 to 1254 and encodes 417 amino acids.